Molecule: messenger RNA, 1802 nt
Organism: Mya arenaria
Lineage: Eukaryota; Metazoa; Mollusca; Bivalvia; Myida; Myidae
Exons: 3
Coding region: 134-1513 (459 amino acids)
Biological process (GO): protein polyubiquitination; proteasome-mediated ubiquitin-dependent protein catabolic process
Molecular function (GO): ubiquitin protein ligase activity; protein binding
Source: RefSeq, a predicted model, not a curated record
CGUAUUUCUUCGAUUGAAUACACAAUCAUGGCUACUUGUAUUUAAACGACUUGUAUACUGUUUCAAUAUUUGAUAUUAAAUAGAGUUAUUUACUUCAUUAAGGAUUUUGUUUUUAAAGACAUAUAACAGAGAAAUGGGAUCCAAAGAAGAUGCAGCGAAGAAUAGGGCUUUAAGGGACAUUCGUACAUAUGAAGAUGCCUUGACAAUAAACAUGGAGGGCACUAUCCAAAAGAUAAGAGAAAGAAAGAAACGUUUACAUGAGGAAAUAGAUCGACACAUAACGGAUAUGCUUCAUGAAUUGAAGCUGAAGUUUGAAGAGGAAUUAAGUCGUAUUCAUUACGCUACGGAUAAGUUGAAGUCCAAAAGGGGUGGUAAUUCCUCUCAGUCGCGUACGAGUUCUUUCGAUAGAUCACCACGCUACCGAUCUACACCACGAUCCAGUAAUGUGGACUUCAGUCUGAACAGCAGUGGCAAUUCACAUGUUACGUAUGUGGAUAUUGAUGAGCGAGAACAGCUAGAGAAGAAGGCUUUUCAGUUUAAUGAAGGGGAGGUCAAUCCAACAGCGCUGAAAAAGCUGUUUGGUCACUACACUCUUGAAAAUUCUACGCCAAUAGCUUUUACACCUGUUAAUAGAGCUUUACAUGCUAGCAAGCGGUCCGAAGUGAAGCUACUACAGACAAUAAGGGUGGGUGACAAAAGUGAGACUGUGCACGCGAUUGCACCCGUUGAGGAGGAGCAGGCGUGGAUUUGCUGUGGGUGGGGAUCUCGCACACUCGCCCUAUACGACAGGCACGGACAGAAGCGUAAAACGGCGUCACUGGAUAUACAGAUCAAUGACGCCACGACGUUUUACGAUGGCAAGGAGGAAGCAGUUCUAGUUUCGAGCCACCGAGAAAAGAGUAUCAAACGCCUUAACCAGGAAUCCCUCCGAACUUCCGACUUCGCCUACAUCUCUUUGUUCCCCGGCGGAAUGAGCGCGGACAGUCGCUCAAGCCUCUAUGUCUGCUUUCGGGACAGCUACCAGCGGGCGGCUGUGUUUGGGUCGCGUAGGAUGGUAGCAAAACUUUCAAAACACGGCGAAAUUGUUGCAACCAUUGAGAAAAACGAGGAUCAGACAAAUAUAUUUGGGUAUCCCUUUAGGGUGGUAGUGAAUAUCAACGGAGAUAUUUGUGUUUCUGACUACGGAGACGGCACUCGAGGUGUAACUAUUUUGCGUAAAGACGGCACUGUUAAAUGUUUCUACAAAGGACCCCCGUUGCAACAUGGGAAUGAUCAGCCCUUCUUGCCGCAUGGGAUAACCUGUGACCAUGAGGGUCAUAUACUUGUUUCCGACUGGAACAAUGAUUGUGUGCACGUCCUUGAUCGUGAAGGUAACUUUCUCAUGAACAUUAUUAAUCAAAAGGACGGGAUUGAAGGUCCUAAUGCAGUCGCCAUUGACAAGAAAGGUCGUCUAUGGGUGGGAGAUAGCCACGGCGUAGUGCGAAUAUUUAGAUACUCGCUGUAUGAUCAAUAAUGCUCUAUUGUCUCAAACAGUGUUUGGUUGGCUGAAAUUGGUUAACGUCUUAUUUUAUUCACAAUGGAAAUGUUACUCCUGGUUAUAUCUUGUGUAUAAUUGCGACAAAAGGAGUAUUUUGUUAAAUUCAUUGUAAUAAGUCGAUUGUAAACCAACGGACAUUUCUUAUUUGCCUUUGUCUUGUUGUGUUGCUACAUUUCUGUUUAUGGUGAAUGUAUAGUAUUCCAGUGUUAUAAUAUAUCAUAUAUAGAAUAAAAUAUGCAAGCAUUAAAUAUAUUCAUAACCUUAA